This is a messenger RNA of Saccostrea cuccullata (small rock oyster), 2233 nucleotides long. RefSeq lists its product as uncharacterized. The transcript has 7 exons. The coding region runs from base 246 to 932 and encodes 228 amino acids. Lineage: Eukaryota; Metazoa; Mollusca; Bivalvia; Ostreida; Ostreidae. The record is from RefSeq and is a predicted model, not a curated record. Gene Ontology annotation, molecular function: acyltransferase activity, transferring groups other than amino-acyl groups.
AGACAUUGACUGAUCUAGACAUCCUUCAGACCUUUUACAAAAUGUGCUGUUUAUGAAAAAAGGAACCUAUAUUAAUGAUAAUUUAAUUUUUGGUUUCAAUAAUUGUAGACUUACCUAUUAUAGUACAUAUUUGUAAAAGUUAAAGCGAAAGGGAGACUCAAAGAGAAUGCAGGAAAAUUAAGUGUUCCUUAAGAGGAGGUAGAUAAAAAAUUCAAACAGUAAUUAGAAAUCGUUACUAAUUAGCAAUGGCAGCAGUGACAACUCAACAACCUCAGGCCUCAGACCAGAGUGGCGCUGAUUCUGUGCUGCUUAAGAGUGGCCCUAUUACCAUUAGACAUUUAAGAAACUCAGAGGAGGACUUCAAAUUCUUUGCAAGAGUGUUAGUCGAAGCCUUCGAAGGAAAAUUUGUUUAUGCUACAAGUAAAGGCAGCCUUCCCGACAUGGAACAAUACAUGGUUAACAGACUGAGAGGGCGACCCCCGGAGUAUUACGAGAGAAAUUUGGUGGGGGAGUAUGAAGGGGAAAGGGCAUGUGCUUGUGUCCUGGUGUACAAUGGAGAUAGUGAACUCUUCCCGGAGAGAGAAGAGGACAUGCCCCCUCUUGGAUGUACAGAUAUUUGUGGGCUUUUGUGUAUGGAAUGUGCUUUAGGGGGUGAGAAGGUCCCGCCAGGAAAGUGCUAUUUAGAUACCAUUGGAGUAGAUGCCAAAUUUCGGGGAAAGGGUAUAGGAAAAGUUAUGCUUGACGCAGCUGAUGCUGAUGCAAAAAGAAGGGGAUGCAAGUCAAUUUACCUUAAGGUAGCCUCUGACAAUCGGGCUAAGCACCUUUAUGAGAGACAUGGAUAUGUACUCAAGGAUAGAACCUCUCGCUGCUGCUGUAUGUGGUGUCAGACAGGGAUCAAAGAAUUUCUAACAGUGGAAAAGUCAUUGGAGUGAUAUUAAAAACUACUUAGAAGACUCUACUGGUGUCAGGAAUUAUAUCUAAUUGAUUUCAUUUGACUAAUUAUUAGUAGAUAUAUCCUUUUACAUAUCAUAAUAUGUGUCCUUCUCACUUGUGUACAGUUUAUAUAUUGUAUAUUUAUGUAUUCAUACAUGAUUAUACCCUCCGCGGGAGGAUAUAUAGUAAUCAUUAAUUCCGUCCGUCUGUACAUCUGUCUGUCCGUCCGUCUGUCUUUCCGUCCGUCUGUUACGCUUUGGGGUACCCAUCUCUUAUCCGCAACUCCUCUCAUACCACUGAAUGAAAUUUGAUGAAACUUUCACAGAAUCUUUAUAACAUAUCGCCAUUGUGCAAGUCCUAUUUUACUUUUUGAUCCGACACAUAUUUUGGGUUUCCCGGCCACAUCAAAACAUGGACUUUGCCAAUAAAACUACUAGUACAUGUAUAUGGAGGCGGGGGUAUGAUUUAGUGAGCUCGUCGCUCACAGUACCUCUAGUUUUGUUUUAUGUCAUAUCCAUUAUUUUUUUAGUUUUCUGUUACUGCAACAUAUUUUUAAUGUAGUUAUAUUUUUUUAACAUUUUACUUUGUCAGGCAUAAUAUAUUUUUUUUAUUUUUGAGAGAGUCAUAAAAGUACAUGUCAUUUUAAAUAUAUACAGUGAAGAUGUGUAUGUUUAAAUUUAGGAUUGUCAAAAUUAUAUAUGACUUAGAUAUAUAAGAAUUUUUCUCUGUAACUUUCUAUAGAAAACUAUUACUCAAUUUAGAAUUUAAUUGUUGUUAUAUUGUUGUUAUAUACACAGUGAAGACUAUUAACCUAAUCAAAAUUUCAUCUACUCUUUUGUUUCCUUUUAAAAAUUAAAAUACAUGACUGUAUAAAGGAUCAUUUUACCCUUUAUUUGGAAUAUUGUACUUCAUCCGGUGAAAUAUUUUAUAUUUUAUAGGAGUAAAUGUACAAAAAUUCUGUCAAUGUUCAGAAUACUAGUAUGUUAAAAAAUUUUAUGGAGAUUUUAUCUUUUAUAUUGUCUUUAUAUAUUUUUUCUAACUAUACUUGAUCAAUUUUAUAAUACUCUGACAAUAUACAUGUUCAUAGAGGCCAUGGUUGUAGGUGUGCUGUUUUUUCUGAUACACAUUUCUCUACAUGUUUCUCUAAAUGCUCCUCUUAAAAUGAAGUAAAUAAUUAUGAUUAUACUUUUUUUAGAGUUAUUUUUAAAUUACUUCUAUUGUUCUGCAAUUUUCUAUUUGUUUCCAUAUUAAGGCAGGUUACAAAAAUUCAUGUAGAAAUUUGAAAAAAAGGUAAUUAUAU